UGGCAUGACGUAGAUUAGAAAUCCAAGAUGAAUUGCCCCACGCUGCGUCCACAGCUCGCUUCAAUUCUGAAAAACUUUCCGCGCGCUCGCCCAACUUUUCUGAAUCCUUCACGCAUCCAAUACUUGUCAACUUCUGCAAGAUUCGCAAUGCCUGCCGUCGAGUCUAAAUUCGAUCCUCAUGACAUGGAGUUUCGGCGCCUUGGACCUGCGGGUCUAAAGGUGUCGGUCUUCUCGCUCGGUGGCUGGUUGACGUAUGGUGGAACGCAGAAGGGCUCAAUUGUGAAAGAUUGCAUGCAGGCGGCCUGGGAUUACGGCGUCAACACAUUCGAUACCGCUGAGACGUAUGCGCGGGGUCAAUGUGAGCUCGAGAUGGGUGAGGCGUUCAAGGAGCUGGGCUGGCCGCGCGACGAGUACGUUUUGACGACCAAGGUAUUCUUUGGAACCGGACGCAAGGAGCCAAACACGAGGGGCCUCAGCAAGAAGCACAUCAUCGAGGGACUGAAGAGCUCCUUGGCUCGUCUGCAGACGCCCUACGUCGACAUCGUCUUCGCCCAUCGCUAUGAUCCAGACGUGCCAAUGAAGGAGAUCGUCGAGGCCUUUACGCAGACGAUCCACAUGAACCUGGCGUAUUACUGGGGAACGUCAGAAUGGUCGGCCGAGCAGAUCCAGGAAGCCCACGCUGUCGCCGAGAAGUACAACCUCAUCGCGCCGGUCGCCGAGCAGCCGCAGUAUAAUGCGUUCCACAGGGAGCGAUUCGAGAAAGAGUACGCGCCUCUGUAUGAGAAAUUUCAGUAUGGGACCACAACGUGGAGCCCGUUAGACUCUGGAAUCUUGACUGGCAAAUACGACAAGGGCAUCCCAGAGGACUCACGGUUCGCCAACAACCCUGACUUCUUCAAGAAUACCAUCGAGAAACUCAAGAGCGAGGAAGGCCAAGCGAAGCUAGAGAAGGUGAGGCAGCUGGGUAAGGUUGCCGAGAAGCUCGGAGCCACCACUACCCAGCUCGCUCUUGCGUGGUGUGCUGCGAACAAAAACGUAAGCACCGUAAUCCUGGGCGCAACGAAGCCUCAGCAAGUCCACGACAACUGCAAGGCUUUGAAGUUGCUGCCCAAGAUGACUCCGGAGGUCAUGGGGGAGAUUGAGAACAUCCUACAAAACAAGCCAAAGGCAUCGUUGUAAGGGCGGUCGUGUAACCAUGAGGAGGGCUUAGAGGACUCGUGACAAGU
Trematosphaeria pertusa is the source of this 1226-nucleotide messenger RNA. Its product is annotated as voltage-gated potassium channel subunit beta-1 channel subunit beta-1. Bases 28 to 1179 code for a protein of 383 amino acids. The record is from RefSeq and is a predicted model, not a curated record. Lineage: Eukaryota; Fungi; Ascomycota; Dothideomycetes; Pleosporales; Trematosphaeriaceae. The transcript has 4 exons.